Molecule: messenger RNA, 771 nt
Organism: Heterostelium album PN500
Lineage: Eukaryota; Evosea; Eumycetozoa; Acytosteliales; Acytosteliaceae
Gene: fps
Product: FPP/GGPP synthase family protein
Exons: 1
Coding region: 1-771 (256 amino acids)
Biological process (GO): trans, trans-farnesyl diphosphate biosynthetic process
Cellular component (GO): cytoplasm
Molecular function (GO): dimethylallyltranstransferase activity; (2E,6E)-farnesyl diphosphate synthase activity
Source: RefSeq, a predicted model, not a curated record
AUGUUGGUCAUUGAUGAUAUUGUCGACCGUGGCCUGACAAGACGUGGUCGUACCUGCUGGUAUCUCUCAAGCAAUACCAGUUCGAAAGACCCCAAUGCCAAGGUUGGAAACAUGGCUAUAUUCGAUGCCUGUAUGCUAGAGAAUAUGAUUUACGUUAUUCUGAAAAAGUAUUUCUCUCGCGAAUCCUACUAUGUCGACUUGAUUCACCUCUACUCCGAGGUCUGUCUGAAGACCUACCUUGGACAGAUGCUCGAUGUCUUGACUGAACCAACCGUUGGCAGUCUAGAUGGAUUCACCAUUGAAAACUACAAUAAAAUCGUUGAAUAUAAAACUAGUUACCUGGUUUUCUAUCUCCCGAUAAUGGCACCAAUGACACUGGUUGGAAAGGGAGGUACUCUUGACCAGAGUACCAAAGAUUUAAUCGUUUCAAUGGGAACCUACUUUCAGAUUCGUGAUGACUAUGAAGAUUGUUAUUUGGACCCAAAGUACAACGGUAAGAUCGGUAGAGAUGUCGAAGACAAUAAAUGUUCAUGGCUCAUUGUUCAAGCCGUAAAGAGAGCUAACCAAGAACAAUUGGAAAUUCUAAAGAACAACUAUGGCAAAGAUGAACCAUAUAGAGUUGCACUUGUCAAGGAGCUAUACAAUCAACUACAACUUGAGAAUGUAUUUAAAGAAUAUGAAAUCGAAUUUUUAUCUUUGACAAGACCCAAAAUUGAAAAUUCUACUACCAUUCCUCCAUCAGUAUUAUUAAGUAUACUUCAAAUUGAAUAG